Acromyrmex echinatior (Panamanian leafcutter ant) is the source of this 774-nucleotide messenger RNA. Its product is annotated as odorant receptor 13a-like. The record is from RefSeq and is a predicted model, not a curated record. Gene Ontology annotation, molecular function: odorant binding; olfactory receptor activity. Gene Ontology annotation, biological process: sensory perception of smell; detection of chemical stimulus involved in sensory perception of smell. Lineage: Eukaryota; Metazoa; Arthropoda; Insecta; Hymenoptera; Formicidae. Gene Ontology annotation, cellular component: plasma membrane.
AUGGAUAUCAAUAAUUAUGUAUUUAUUAACAGAAAGGUUUUAAAAUUUGUUGGCCUUUAUCCAACGAAUAUCGUGAGAUAUAUCAUAUGUUUUACGUGUAUGAUUACUAUUGUUAUACCGCAAGGACUGCAAAUUUAUCAAAAUUGGCAAGAUCUGUCUACUGUAUUGGAAACGAGUUCAGUAUUGCUCACUAUUUUACUUGCUAUAUUAAAAUCGUUAGUUUGGAUAAGCAAUAGAAGAAAAAUGGAUCCUUUUAUCAAAUAUAUGUUAACCGAUUAUUGGAAUAUAUUGACAACAUAUAUUUCGAAGAAACACACAGAUGUAUAUGCAAUAUACGUGAAGAAAGGAUAUUUAUAUACUAAAGGAUAUUUAUUUUUAAUUUGUAAUUCUUUAAUGUUUUUCUUUAGUCUACCUAUAAUUGAAAUAGUUAUUGCUGUGAUUAAAGGCACUAACAAUAAUACUAUAAAGCAUUUUCCGUUUUUAGCUUUGUAUCCAGAAUAUUAUUAUAAUUUUCCGAUGUAUGAGGUAAGAUCCUUAUUUCCAGGGGCUCGUCAAAAUUGUGAUUGUAAUAUUCGUAUAUAUUCUCAUUUACGUAGAUUACUUAUUUCUCACAAAUGAUAGCAACAAGCUUAUGUGGCCUUAUUAUCCUGGGAACUGAUACUUUAAUUGCAACAGCGUUGUUUCACACAUGUGGCCAUUUCAAAGUACUUAAAAAAAAAAUUAAAAAUAUUAGUACUUUGCAAAUUGAUUUCAUACAACAUACAUAUCUCGAAG